This is a messenger RNA of Staurois parvus, 519 nucleotides long. The record is from the annotation of a GenBank genome assembly. Lineage: Eukaryota; Metazoa; Chordata; Amphibia; Anura; Ranidae.
UUCUGUGACAGCCGGGUGCCCACUGCGCAUGUGCUGCGCUUUGUCAUCAGUCUCUGGUCAUUCCCUGCACUGUCUGCAGUCUCUGGUCAUUCCCUGCACUGUCUGCAGUCUCUGGUCAUUCCCUGCACUGUCUGCAGUCUCUGGUCAUCUCCUGUACUGUGUCCGCAGUCUCUGGUCAUCUCCGGUACUGUGUCCACAGUCUCCGGUCAUCUCCUGUACUGUGUCCGCAGUCUCCGGUCAUCUCCUGUACUGUGUCCGCAGUCUCUGGUCAUCCCUGUACUGUCCGCAGUCUCUGGUCAUCUCCUGUACUGUGUCCUCAGUCUCUGGUCAUCUCCUGUACUGUGUCCGCAGUCUCUGGUCAUCUCCUGUACUGUGUCCAUAGUCUCUGGUCAUCUCCUGUAUUGUGUCCGCAGUCUCUGGUCAUCUCCUGUAUUGUGUCUGCAGUCUCUGGUCAUCUCCUGUAUUGUGUCUGCAGUCCAUUGGUUCAGAAUAUUUUUUUUCCUUGUUUUUCGCCUCUAA